AUGUUUAGCGAAACGACCUGUCAAACCAAGUUUACUUCCGACAAAAUUAUCAUUGGUUUCGUCGACUGUGACGGGUACAUCGAGGCCAAUGGAUUCAAGCACAUUAUGGAUAUCGGUACUGAAGGUUCUCCAGUUACGAAAGAAUCAAGCGUUGAUUCUUUCAUUGCUGUUGGAUACAGCUGA
Molecule: messenger RNA, 183 nt
Organism: Penicillium taxi
Lineage: Eukaryota; Fungi; Ascomycota; Eurotiomycetes; Eurotiales; Aspergillaceae
Exons: 1
Coding region: 1-183 (60 amino acids)
Source: RefSeq, a predicted model, not a curated record